AUGGCCGUGCAAUCCAGCCUGAUCAACGGCCCCUCCCUGGCGAGCAUCACCACCGGUGUUCUCUUUAACCCCCUCCUCACGGGCCCUCUACUACUCUACGUCCUCCGCAACCCCUCUGUCCUAGAGAAACUCCCCUGGCCACCAACAAGGUAUUACAACCUCCCUUUCGACCUCCCUUGGCCCUUUCCCCGUAGUAUUCGCGUGGGAGCCACGCCGCCGCUGAGGACGCUCAAGUUCCUCUUCACCUGGGGUUUGAUCCUGUACGUGAAUCGCUUCCUGAACCGACUGGCCUUGAACUAUGGCCAUCUCAAGAAACAGGGCGAGCCGUGGGAUUUUGGGGCCGAGGGCAAGGAGACGGUGCUCAUCACGGGCGGGUGUUCCGGGUUCGGGAGGGAGAUGGCCAAGAUGUUCGCCGAGCAGACCAAAGCGAACAUCCUCGUAUUGGAUGUCCAGCCCUUGCCGGACGAUCUUAAGAACGUCCCUCGCCUGUCGUACCACCACGUCGACUUGACCUCCCCGGCGUCCAUCCACGAGACGAUCGCUCAGGUCCUUAAGACGGGCCCCGUGCCCACCGUACUCAUCAACAACGCGGGUAUAGCGCACGCCCACACGAUCCUCGCCACCACAGACGACUUCCUCGAGAAGAUUUUCAGGGUGAACAUCCUCAGCCACUUCACGCUCAUCCGCCUCCUCCUGCCGCGCAUGAUGGCCCAACGCAAAGGGCACAUCGUGAGCAUCGCCAGCAUGGCGUCCUACACGGGCUGCCCCAGCCUGGGCGACUACUGCGCCACCAAGCACGCCGUGCUGGGCAUGCACGAGACCCUCCUCGCCGAGCUGGCCACCCGCUACAAGGACCAGGGCGGGCACUGCGUGCAGGCGUCGAUCGUGCAUCCGAUGUGGGCGCGCACCCCGCUCGUCGGGUCCUGGGAAAGGCAGCUCAAUGCCUCCAAGGCGCCCGUGCUGGAGGCUAAAGAUGUGGCGGCGCCGGUGGUGAGGCAUGUGUUGGGGGGGAGGAGUGGGAGUGUUUUUGUGCCGGAGCGGUAUAGGUACGCUACCAUCGCCAAGGGGUUGCCGGAUUGGGUGGGGAUCAAGUCGAGGUUGGAUUUGGCCGUGAAUACGGACGUGGGGAGGGAGCUGGAGACAGAGGCGCUGGAGGUCAAGGAGAGGAAGGGCGUCGAGGAGAGUUGGGUCAAGACGUAG
This is a messenger RNA of Cladophialophora yegresii CBS 114405, 1200 nucleotides long. RefSeq lists its product as uncharacterized. Gene Ontology annotation, molecular function: oxidoreductase activity, acting on the CH-OH group of donors, NAD or NADP as acceptor. The record is from RefSeq and is a predicted model, not a curated record. Bases 1 to 1200 code for a protein of 399 amino acids. The transcript has 2 exons. Lineage: Eukaryota; Fungi; Ascomycota; Eurotiomycetes; Chaetothyriales; Herpotrichiellaceae.